AUGACAGAGACUAGGUCUUCCAUCAGGAAUCUGGAGUUACAGAUUGGUCAACUGAGCAAGAGGAUCCCUGAGAUAUCCUCUAGCAUUUUUCCAAGCAAUACUGAAGUAAACCUAAGAGAAGAGUGCAAGGCUCUCACUAUAGAAGCUGAUGCCGAAUCUGAAAAGGAGCUUCUGGCGUUGAAUGCCAACAAGGGAGUAGCUGGGCAUUCUUGCUGGCGUUCAACACCCAAGGAGGAGCAAGUUGUGGCGUUGAACGCCACAAUAGAAGAGGAUGGGUGUUCAACACCCACUAAGGACUCUCAUAUUGAAGAGCCAAGGGAAAUUAGAGCUCAUCAGGAGACUAUAGAAGUCCCCUUGAAUGCCCUAUUACAGAUUAUGGAGUUUGAAGAAUACUUCUCUUCUGAUGAGGAAGAGGAAACUAGGGAAGAGAAAAUUGCUCGGUACUUGGGAACCCUCAUGAAGCUGCAUGCCAAAUUUUGUGAAACAGAGGCAUUGAAGGAGGAACCUCCAGUAUUUACCCAAGAGUGCAGUGUCCUGGUUCAGAAGAAGCUGCCUCAGAAGAAGCCAGACCCCGAAAGUUUCCUAAUUUCCUGCACCAUAGGGACAAUAACCUUUGAGAAGGAUUUAUGUAAUCUUGGAUCAAGCAUCAACCUCAUGCCUCUCUCUGUAAUGAGAAGGUUGGGAAUUCUAGAGGUGUAA
Molecule: messenger RNA, 699 nt
Organism: Arachis ipaensis
Lineage: Eukaryota; Viridiplantae; Streptophyta; Magnoliopsida; Fabales; Fabaceae
Source: RefSeq, a predicted model, not a curated record